GUUAAAUUAUGAACAUCCCUAACAUUAAUCGUGGUGCUUGUGAGUUGACAAAAAAAUUUUUUAGUGGCAAUUUUCGCAAAUUGAGCAAGCGACAACUAGCUUCACAUAAUGGGCGAAGGAGCUGGCAAUUGGUGUCUUAUAGAAAGUGAUCCAGGCGUAUUCACAGAGCUGAUUCGCGAAUUUGGAUGCGAUGGCGCACAGGUGGAGGAAAUCUGGAGUCUAGACAGUGAAUCAUUCAAAGACUUGGAACCGAUACAUGGUCUGAUAUUUUUGUUCAAAUGGGUGCAAGAAGACGAACCCGCUGGCAAAGUUGUCUUGGAUCGGGAUCACAUAUUCUUUGCCAAGCAAGUGAUUAACAAUGCCUGUGCGACACAAGCCAUACUUAGUUUGCUCUUGAACCUAAAUCACGAGGACAUUAAACUGGGCAACACGCUAACUAAUUUCAAGGAGUUCUGCCAGUGCUUCGAUCCCUACAACAAGGGCCUCACCCUGAGCAAUGCCUCCCAGAUACGUAUGGUGCACAAUUCAUUUGCACGACAAACGCUUUUUGAGCUGGACAUGAAAAACCAAAACAAGGAUGAAGAUGUCUAUCAUUUUGUUGGUUAUAUGCCCAUUGCCGGACGUUUGUAUGAGCUGGAUGGUCUGCGCGAGGGACCCAUCGAUCUUGGCGAGAUCAAACCAGAGCAAAAUUGGAUCGAUGUGGUUCGACCGAUCAUCGAAAAGCGCAUGCAACGUUACAGUGAUGGUGAAAUACAUUUUAAUCUAAUGGCCCUGAUCUCCGACAGACAGCGCAUCUACGAGCAGCAAAUUGACAAACUGCUUAAUCCGGCUACCAAUGCCAUGGACACUGCAGAUGAUCGUCAGACUGAAAUUAAUAGCUUACGCUCGUACAUACAGUAUGAAAUUGAGAAGAAAAAGCGAUACAAGGUAGAGAAUGUACGACGCAAACACAAUUAUUUGCCUUUUAUUGUGGAACUGCUGAAAAUGUUGGGCGAGACUGGACAGUUGCUGCCCAUCUACGAGAAGGCCAAGCAGCGGGCGUUGGAGCGUGAGCAGAAGAUGAGCAAAAAAGAAACCAAUUAGUAGGCGUUUACCAACACUCGAUAAGAGCAAUUCGAAAUUGCGCGCGCCAGUUGGAAGAUAUACAAAACAUAUUCUUAUUGCUAUAUUUAAGUAAAACAAAUCUUUUUCGGCAAGGAGUCGCGUGUGUGUGUAAAUUAAGUCACCCAUAUAAACUGCCUUGUAUUGUAUUUUACUUCUUUUGUACCCCUAAAAAAUGUCUCUAAAUUGCUGCAAAUUAAUAUUCCGUAUACAGAAAAAACAUUUUUGAAUCAAAGAAAUAAAAAGUUUCCGUACAGUUAAAAGAGAAAC
This is a messenger RNA of Drosophila hydei, 1371 nucleotides long. RefSeq names its product ubiquitin carboxyl-terminal hydrolase isozyme L5 (gene Uch-L5). The record is from RefSeq and is a predicted model, not a curated record. The transcript is spliced from 3 exons. Bases 109 to 1083 code for a protein of 324 amino acids. Lineage: Eukaryota; Metazoa; Arthropoda; Insecta; Diptera; Drosophilidae. Gene Ontology annotation, molecular function: cysteine-type deubiquitinase activity. Gene Ontology annotation, cellular component: cytoplasm. Gene Ontology annotation, biological process: ubiquitin-dependent protein catabolic process; protein deubiquitination.